Mobula hypostoma (lesser devil ray) is the source of this 9887-nucleotide messenger RNA. It is a transcript of the gene ubqln4, whose product is annotated as ubiquilin 4. NCBI's taxonomy places the organism in Eukaryota, Metazoa, Chordata, Chondrichthyes, Myliobatiformes, Myliobatidae. The transcript has 11 exons. The record is from RefSeq and is a predicted model, not a curated record. Gene Ontology annotation, molecular function: polyubiquitin modification-dependent protein binding. The coding region runs from base 41 to 1786 and encodes 581 amino acids. Gene Ontology annotation, cellular component: cytosol. Gene Ontology annotation, biological process: ubiquitin-dependent protein catabolic process.
CCGGCGGGCAGUGCGCGAGCAGUCGGGCGGGCGGGCAGGGAUGGCGGAAGGUUCUGGAAAGCGGCGGAUUAAAGUGACGGUGAAGACGCCGAAGGACCGCGAAGAGUUCGCGGUGGAAGAGGAGGCGUCCGUGCGGGAGUUUAAAGAUGAAAUAUCCAAACGGUUCAAGGCGAAGCAGGAACAAUUGGUGCUCAUAUUUGCUGGAAAGAUUCUGAAGGAUGGAGAUACGCUCAGCCAGCAUGGCAUAAAGGAUGGGCUCACAGUGCAUCUGGUAAUAAAGACAGCGCAGAGGCUCCAGGACUCUGCUACACAGCCUUCAACAUCGUCCAGCACUCCCAGUUCUGAGGAGACCGCUACACGGACCGAGCCUGCCACAGCUACUGUUACCAGCACGAGCAGUGGGGCGAACACAGCACCUGCAACAGGAACACCCACGUCUUCUCAGUCUGUAUUAUCUGGAUUUGGUGGCAUUCCUGGACUCGGGAGCCUUGGCAUGGGUUCAGCAAACUUCAUGGAACUGCAACAGCAGAUGCAACGACAGCUCAUGUCAAACCCGGACAUGCUGGCCCAGAUCAUGGAGAAUCCCUUUGUGCAAAACAUGAUGUCCAACCCAGAUCUCAUGAGGCAGAUGAUCAUGGCAAACCCUCAGAUGCAGCAGCUGAUGGAGAGGAACCCAGAGAUUAGUCACAUGUUAAACAACCCAGAGUUAAUGAGACAGACCAUGGAACUGGCUCGGAACCCAGCCAUGAUGCAAGAAAUGAUGAGGAACCAGGACAGGGCUCUCAGCAACCUGGAGAGCAUCCCCGGUGGCUACAAUGCUCUGCGACGUAUGUACACUGACAUCCAGGAGCCCAUGUUCAGUGCGGCCAGAGAACAGUUUGGGGGCAACCCCUUCACUGCCCUGGGUGGUGGCUCGGACAGUAAUGCUCAGCCAUCUCGGACUGAGAACAGGGAGCCUUUGCCCAACCCCUGGGUCACAACAUCACCCUCUUCUCCAGCUGCCAGUUCCAAUAGUGAAGGAGGAAACAGCACCAAUCAGACAACACCACCUGUAUCAAAUCCCUUUGGCAUCAACACAGGGAGCUUAGGAAAUGGAAUGUUCAACAGCCCAGGAAUGCAAAGCCUAAUGCAGCAGAUCUCUGAGAACCCCCAGCUAAUACAGAAUAUGCUGUCGGCACCGUACAUGAGGAGCAUGAUGCAGUCACUAUCCCAGAACCCUGACCUUGCCUCACAGAUUUUAAUGAAUAAUCCAUUGUUCGCUGGCAAUACGCAGCUGCAGGAUCAGCUCCGAAUCCAGAUGCCCAUCUUCUUGCAGCAGAUGCAGAACCCUGACGUGCUGUCGGUGAUGACCAACCCCCGAGCCAUGCAGGCACUGCUGCAGAUCCAGCAGGGGCUGCAGACGUUACAGACAGAGGCACCAGGACUCCUGCCAGGGUUCAGCUCUGGUGGCCCUGCACCUCAUUCCGGGCUUGGAGGCCUAGCCAGCGGAUUGACACCUACGACAACGGCGGCUAGCACCGGGACCGUGAACACAAGCUCGGGGAGCCCAGCACCCUCAGGCCCAGGCAACAGCAACCCACAGCAGCAGCUGAUGCAGCAAAUGUUACAGAUGUUAGCUGGGGCCAAUACUCAAGUACAGAACCCUGAAGUGCGAUUUCAGCAGCAAUUGGAACAGCUCAGUGCCAUGGGCUUCAUCAACCGCGAGGCCAACCUGCAGGCACUCAUAGCCACUGGAGGGGACAUCAAUGCUGCUAUCGAGAGACUUCUGGGCUCCCAGCCCUCAUAAUCACCUGAAAGACAGGAGGGACGUCAGCCUCAUCUCUGGCAAUCUCACCACUUUGUUCAGCAGUGGGAGAGCAGGCUCCUCAGAAGGAUAAUAACUGAUCUUUUAAGUCAGUGAUUUAAAACAAAGCUCAUUCGAACUCAUCUUCACCCUCUCCAGUACGUAUCAUCCAGUGCUUAAUUGAAAAGAAAGGAUUGUCCUGUUGAGUUGUAACAAUGGGGAAAGCACUCUUGCUGUACAGCAUUCGUUGGCCUGUUUCACCCACUGCCCACCUCCCACUCUGCUUCUUUGUUCUGUAUUCGCUACCAGAGCCUGGAUCCAGUGGUUUAAAUGAAAUGUGAACAUAAAAGAGUAACAUUGCUAACGGCUUGAGUCCCUCUCCUCAUUUUAAGGCAGCCCUCAGUUUCCCCAAGAUUCCUCCUUCCCUGCACCUCGGUUAACCUUGUGUCAGUGUGGUUUGUGUUACACGUGUAGUGUCUGUAGGGUUCAGACAUGUUUUAAACCCACAUUUCUCUCAUAUGUUGUUUUGGAGUGGGCUGUCACCUGAUAGCUUACAGAUGGUUUAAUAUAUUUCACUCUUCCCUCCAAAACAUCUGUUUAUCAGUAGCAGCUCAAUAUACUGUACAUUGUGUAUUUUUUAUCCUGCCUGCUGACCAUUUUGUUGGUGUCAUAAGAAGGGGCAGCAUUCAGUAAAUGAAUGUAUAUAUUAACUCCAUCUGCUAUGGUUUGAUGUCCUGUAAUCUUAUCAGCCCCCAAAAUCUGUUUGGUCCUAGUCUCAGCCCUAGUAGGGAUAGAGCCUACAGUUCCACUGCCCUCACCACCCCCGAGUUCAAGUUUGUCUUUUUUUUCCCCAAGUUCUCCAUUAAAGCAUAGAUUAUACAUGUAAUUUUCCAGCUCAGAGUUGCUGGCACCUGAACAUCCCUUCAGAUCAGAUGUCAAAGGAAAAGGUCACUCUUGACCACCUUUACAGAUGCUCAAAGUGGCAUAGAUAGGUUUCCAAGAUCCUUCCACAAUGUGCCAUGAGGUGGAAUUGUGGCCAGGUCCUGUCAGAAUGUAAAUGGAUGGCAGUUGGCUGCAAAAUGGAAAAUGCUUGGGGCUCGAGGUAGGUUUACAAAAGUUAGAAGAUAAUAGUCUUGGUGUGUUAGGUACAGAGCAGCACAGUUCAUCGUUCACCAGUGAUGGGGCUGGAGUCAGAAAUAGUUCCAGAAUUGUGUCUGUGGUUCCUGAAGGAGGACUGCUGUUAAUAACAUCAAGCGGCACUCUGAGGCGGACAAGCUGCAUGUGGCUUGGAAAAAGUACCUGGGAUUCAGCUGCAAAUGAAGCAGAGGUGGGCUAUUUAGCCCUUUGUGCCUGCUCUGUCAUUCAGUUAGGUCAUGGCUCAUAUUUUACUGCAUGAAGCCCACAUUUCCUGAUGUAUUUAACUUGGAGAGUCUUGGAAUCAGGCCCUUUGGCCCACCAGAUCUAUGCCAACCAUUAACAAUUCAGUUAAACUAAUCUUAAAUUAAUCCUUUUUUUUUCUCUCAUCGGCUAUCUCCAGACUCUAACCUUAACCUGCACACUGGGGGCAUUUACAGUGGCCAGUUAACCCACCUACCCACAUAUCUUUGUGAUUUGGAAAGAAACCAGAGUUGUCAGGGAAUGGAGAGAAUGUGCAUUUUCUAAAUAGUACCAGAAGUCAGAAUUGAGCCUGCGUCUCUGGAGCCAUGAGGCAACAGCGCUGGUUGCUGCACCACUGUGCUUCCAUGCUUAGGACAAUCUAUCAACAUCUAUCCUGAACACAUUCACCAACUGAGAUGUUGGAACUUUAAUCAUCAAAAUUGAAGGGUUGUGAAGCUGAGAUUGGACAGGGAAGCAGGGAGAGAGGAUUAAAAGGGAAUGAUAUGUCCUCGGUGAGUAGGAUGAUUGGUUAUUCAGGACAGAGAUGAGGGGGAAAUUUGUCAACAAUAAGGUGGCAAAUAAUUGUUGCAAGGAGAAAAAAUGGGUAAGAAGGAAUGGGGUCAGACUUCUCAAGGAUAGGAGGGAAACAGGAAGUAAGAGAGGGUCAAAGUGACAAAGCCCCUAAUGGAAGGCUGAUCCAAAAGAUUAAGAACAUAGAAUAUUACAGUUGUGUCAACUUUAUAACUUGAACUUUUAAGAUCAGUCAUACCCUUCCCUCCUAUACAGCCUCCAUGUGCCUGUUCUCCCAUCCAUGUGCCUGUUUAAGAGUUUCUUAAAUUCACCUAAUGUGUCUGCCUCUACUACAACUCCCCACUCUGCAACGAACAAAGUACAUUUAUUAUCAAAGUUUGUAUACUUUUAUACAACCUUGAGAUUCAUCUCCUUUCAGGCAGCUACAAAACAAAGAAGCCCAGUAGAACCCAUUAAAACAAAAGAAGGCCAACUAUUGUGCAGAGAGAAAAAAAACAUCAUGCAAACAAUAAAAGUAAGCAAAUAUCAAUCAGAUCUGAAGAUUGCCAAAGUUAGUCCACAGAAGCCGCAGCCUCUGUUCAGUGCAGGGGCGAGUAAGCUGUUUCUUCCAAUCACCUUAAAAACCUUGAUUAGCCAUGACAAAUAAAUCUGUAGGAUCAAUGGUGGCUUGGUAGUUUGGAUUCAAAAUUGGCUCGGCAAUUGAAGAUAAUGGUGGAGGGGUGUUUCCCUGAAUGAUCUGCACAGAAAUGUAGGUAGGCUGAUUAAGUUUCCAGAUGACAAGAAAAAUUGACAGCUGUGGAUAGUGAGGAAGCUUGUCAGGAUAUAGACCAGCUGGAAAUGUGGGCAGAGAAAUGAGAGAUGGAAUUUAAUCUGAACAAGUGUGAGGUGAUGCAUUUUGGGAGGUCAAUUUCAGGAGGAAAUUUUACAGUAAAUAGUAGUACUCUCAGGAGCAGUGAUGAGAGAUGAGUCUUGGGGUGAGAGUCCAUAGCUCCCUGAAAAUGACAGCAUUUAGAUAGGGUGGUAAAGGUGGCAUAUGACUUUAAGAAUGCCUUCAAUAGUUGGGGCUUUCAGUAUUAAAGUCAUAUUGCAGAUGUAUAAACCUUCAGUUAGGACUCGGAGUAUUGUGCACAAUACUGGUUGCCCCAUUAUAGGAAGGAUGUGGCGGCUUUGGAGAGGGUACUGGAGGUUCACCAGGAUGCUGCCUGGAUUAGAGAGCAUGUGAGGUUGGAUGAGCUUAAGUUGUUUUCUCUGGAGAGGCAGAGACUGAAGGGAGAUCUGAUAGAAGUCUAUAAAAUUAUUGAGUCAUAGAUAAGAGUAGAUCGUCAAGUCAUUUUCCUAGGGUAGAAAUGUCAAAUAUUUAAGGACAUAGAUUUGCUUAAAGAUGAACAGGGCAAGAUGGAUUCCUGGAAUGUGCUGCCAGAGGGAGGGGGGUUGAAGCAGGCACACUAGUGUGUUGCCUUCUUUAUCUUAGUGGCACGUUAUCGAAGGCAUGCUGAAACACAAAUCACAGGAUCACCCUUACCUAUUCUGCUGGUUACAACAGAUCUUAUUGGAUAUCAGGCCAUGUUGGCUCUCUUAUUGUUACUUUCACUUCCAGCUAAUUUUCCUUGUACUGUCGUCUGGCUAAUGAAUUACUAAAGAUUUACUAAGGCCAAGAGCAGAAGCUCAUUAGGUGAUGUGGUUAAUCUAGAGGGUAGAACUCCAACUGGUGACGUAUAUUGAGUUUCUGUCAAGCCAAACUGAACCUAGUAACGUGGCAGCACUGCCAGUCGUGUGGAUUGGAUGUGCUGCUAUUGAUGAUCGGCACUUUCACUUCACUUUUUAAAGGUUUACAGUCCUACAGUUCAAUAUGCAGUGAACCUGGUGUGUUUAAAGGGAUCUUGAGGAAUGGGUUCUUAGGAGUGGGACCCAGGGCCUCAUGUUUCAAUGAAACAAGAAAUGGGGGUCUUGGUGAGUUUAAAAGGAAUGGGAAACAGGUCCCAGUAAGUUUAAAGGGAAUAUGGGACACAUAAAUGCAAAAAAAUUAUGCAGAUGCUGGAAAUCUAAAUCAAUACACACAGAAUCCUGGGGGAGCUCAACAGCAUCCAUGGAAAUGAACAAACAUUUGACAUUUUGAGCUGAAACCCUUCUUCAGGACUCACAGGGUACCAAUGAAUUUAAAGGGAGCAGGGAAUGGGAUCCCAAUGAAUUUAAAGGGAAUGCAGGAACCAGGUGUCCUGGUGAGUUUAGUGGGGGUAUGGGGAACAAUCAGGUGAACCAGAUACUGUUCCAUUGGGAUUUCCAAACAACUGAAUAGAGGUCAGUGGAGUUUGACUAUUUGAAGCAGUUCAGUCUCUUGGUUAUGCAGUGUAGUCACAUAGUAAUUCAGCAUGGAAACAGACACUAUGGCCCAAAGUUCAUGCCAAACAGGUUUCCAAGCAAGUUCCAUCUGCCCACGUUUGGCCUCAAUCUCUCCAAUCCCUUCCUAUCCAUGUGCUUAUCCAAAUGUCUCUUAGAGGUGUGAACAAUUUACAGAAACAAUGUGAAUUUGUACCUUUUGGAAAAGACAGAAGGAGUUGGGAUAUGUCUCCUCUGGGAGAAGGGAAAGUUAAGGGGGAAGCUGAUGGAAUUUUUCUGUUUUAGGGAGGUGUUUACCCUAGUAUGUGAUUUCACUUCAAGAUGAGAUCAGAACUUGGGGCCAACAGUACAGGAUGUUCACUGAUUGAAGAUUUACCUGAGGGAAGUAUGCAACCAGAUGCCACAGUGAUUGGUUAAAGGCAUUGGGUCUGAAAGGACAUGUGACUGAGUAAGACAGUGGAGUCUUUGUCCUGGUAGUUUAACUGUUUUUAAACCACCAGUUCCUGUCCAGUUAUUUCCCAGAAUCCCUUUCCAAAGUCUGGGACUGUUCACUCAUGCAGGAUAUGGCAGCCACUGUUCCACACUUUGCAGUGCCCAGCUUGGCUAGAGGAGAUGAUCCUCUUCUGCUGCCUUCCACCCAACCCUCAGGGACUCCAAGAAUGGCAGACUGCAAGACCAGUAGGUCAGGUUGUGUGCAGACUGGACCCACUCGGGAAUAUGAUGACUUGAUUUGAACUGGCAGCUCCUUCCAACCGGCUGAAGGCUUUCCCCCUCUCAAUUGUCUCAGAACAUUGGAAAAUUAGCCACAGAGGUAUCUGCUCUGGUAAGUGCUGAAAGUCUCAUCCAUCUACAGCCACUCUGGUAUCAUCUGUCAGGUUCUGAUGUCUUUGUGCAGGCAAGGUCCUGUCUCUCAAACUUGAUUGAGUCAUUUAAGGAGGUGAUUGAUGAAGGUAGAACACUGAAUCUUGUCUACAUGGAUUUCAGCAAGGUGUUUGACAAGUUCCUUCACAGGAGGCUCACCCAGAAGAUUUGAGAUGCAUGGGAUCCACAAUGACUUGGCUAUGGAAGUCCUACAUGUAAACGGCUAUGUAUAGCUGGCCACACAUGGGGCAUCCCUGGCGUACUCUUCCAAAGUGAAAAUCUGCCAUCGAGAACUUGAUUUUCACCUGUCUCUGUUGCAGUGGACAAAAGUUUUGCCCAGGACCCAAGUGUACACAGUUUUGAGUGCCAAAGUAUUCUUUGUUUCCCCUUUGGAAGGCCUCUGAGUAGGAUGAGACAAAGGUGACCCAGCCCCCAGGGACCGGUGGACCAGGUCCCAGAAUAUAUGGAUGUUGCUCUGAGGACUGUAUAGGACUGGUCGGGACAGUCUAGAGGGGUGAUCUCGACCGAGGAGGAACAAUAAGAGUGGAGAUUACUCUCUUUAGGCAGCAGGAAGAUGAUCGUUCUGCAUCUGUAGGGUCAUUAGGCUUUCCCCUAAGACCCACCUGUAGUUAGCCUCGCACCCAGUGUGCCCCAGAAAGCCCUGAGGAACAGUGCUCAGCACUUCCAGCCUUGGGGACUUGCCUUUUGGAAGUCAAUGGAGGGCACUGGUCAGUUGCAUCAAUAUGACUGGGCAAAUUACCUUUGGCAGCUCCUCCCACAGGUGCACAGUUCCUCAGUUCAUCCAGAGAGAACAGCUCCAGGAGAGCAGCAAAACAUGAUUCCCUGUGGAUCCGUGAUGAGCGAGUUAUCAUUAGCCAGCAGCUCCGUCAGACAUCAGUGGACACCCCAUCACUCCUCCCAUGGAAUAGAAGAAUGAGCCACAGUCCAGGAUCCAGAUCUGUGACCUGUGUCCAUGUCUGCCUUCACCCACCCCACCACGCACCUCCCUUUCAAGGUGCUCGGUCUUUGCCAUUUUGCAGUUUUUGAUGUAUGUACCCCUCCCCAUGCCAGGUAGUGGUAUGAGCACAACAUGGAGGCUGCUGAUCUGUGGGAGAUGUAUGUCAGUGAAACUCCUCCAGUCUACUGGGGGAUGGUGCUGCAGUCAGGAUAUACAAGCAAUUCCCUCCCCCGUGCCUGGCUGCACUUGAGACCAGAUUUUCAGGGCAACAUGCACAAAAUGCUGGAGGAACUCAGUAAGACAGGCAGCAUCAAUGGAGAGGAACAAACAGUUAACAUUUUGGGCCAAGAACUUUAAUCGGGACUGUUCUCCAAGGGGUUUCAGUGGUUGGGAAGAUGCUGGAUUCCAUUAUUGAGGCACAUGUUAAAAUUGGCCUAGGUCAACAUGGUUUCUUGCCUGAUAAAUCUGUUGGAAAUCUGAGGAAGUAAAAAGGCAGGAUGGAGAGCCAGUGGAUGUUGAUGACUUGGAUUUUCAAGCCUUUGCCAAAGUGCCUUACCUGAGGCUGCUUAACAAGACAGAGUUGUUGGUAUUACAAGAAAGAUAUCGUGGCUGACUGGCAGGAGGCAAAUACUGGAAAAAAGGGUCCUUUCCUGGUUGGCUGCUGGUGACUAGUGGUGUUCUGCAAGGGUCAGUGUUGGGACUGCUUUUCAUGUUAUAGGGCAAUGAUUUGGAUGAAGGAAUUGAUGGCUUUUUGGCCGGGUUUGGGGGCAAUACAAAGUUAAGUGGAGGGCAGAUCAUGCUGAGGAAGCUGGGAGUCUGCAGAUUCACUUACCCAGUUUAGGAGUAUGGGCAAAGAAGUGAUAGCUGGAAUAUAGUGUAGGGAAGUGUAUGGUCAUACACUUUGAUGGAAGGAAUAAAAUUAUAGACUUUUCUACAAGGGGAGAAAGUUCAGAAAUCAAAGGUACAAAGUAUCUUGGGAGUCUUCAUGCAGGCUUCCCUGAAGGUUAAUUUAUUGGUCGACUCGGUGGUAAGGAAGGCAGAUGUAAUGUUAGCAUUCAAUUCGAGAGGACUGGAAUAUAAAAGUAAGAAUGCAAUUCUGAGGCUUUAUAAGGCAUUGGUCAGAAUGCACUUAGGUUAUUGUGAGCAGUUUUGGGCCCUUUAUCUAAUAAAGUAUGUGCUAUGCACUGGAGAGGGUUUCCAAAAAACCUAGGAAUGAAAUGGGUUAAUGUAUGAGGAGCAUUUGAUAGCUCUGGGCUUGUACUCACUGGAGUUUAGAAGAAUGAGUAGUAUCUCAUUGAAAUGUAUCAAAUAUUGAAAGGCCUAGAUACAGUGGACGUUGAGAGGGUGGUGUGGGAGUCUGGGACACAGAAUAGAGGAUCGUCCAUUUGGAACAGAGAUGAGAAAUUUCUUGAGUCAGAGAGUAGUGAAUCUGGAAUUUAUUGCCACAGAUGGCCGUGGAGGCCCAGUUAUUGGGUAUAUUUAAAGUAGAUGUUGAUAGGGUCUUGAGUUAUACAUUUAUAGGGUCUUGCAUUAAAGAAUAUGGGAGAAGGCUCCCAUGAUAUAAAAGCUUGAAAGCACAUGCCACAAGGCUCAAAACCAGCUUCCAUGCCACUGAUGUAAGUUUAUUGGAUGGUUCCCCGACUCAAAUAAGAUGAACACUUGACCUCAAUCUCUCGUCAUGGCCUUUGCACCUUAUCGUGCAAGGCCUGCACCUCUCUGUCUGUAACUGUAACACUUUAUUCUGCAUUUUGUUAUUACUUUCCCCUUGUAGUAUCUGAAUGCACUGAUAUGGUGACGUGAUCUGUGUGCGUUGUGGGCGGAUCAGGGAAGGAGGUACACAGGAACCUAAAGACCCACGCAAUAAUUCAGUAACACUUUCAUCCCCAACACCAUCAGACUUCUGGUCCUUGAACGCCACAGCGUUAUUGUCUGUUCUGCAGUAUUUACUUACUUUUUAAAUUUAUAUAUUUUUGUUUUUGCACUGUACUGUUGCAAAACCAUAAAUUUCACAUCAGUCAAUGGAAUAAAUCUGAUUCUGAC